This is a messenger RNA of Oncorhynchus nerka (sockeye salmon), 3151 nucleotides long. Its product is annotated as MOB-like protein phocein. The record is from RefSeq and is a predicted model, not a curated record. Gene Ontology annotation, cellular component: cytoplasm. The transcript is spliced from 8 exons. Lineage: Eukaryota; Metazoa; Chordata; Actinopteri; Salmoniformes; Salmonidae. The coding region runs from base 101 to 781 and encodes 226 amino acids.
AUCAAAUCCGCAAAAAAAUGUUUUACUGUCAGAAGAUAGGCUACUUGCACGGCGAGCUGACACUUCCUCCAGCUUUGGCAACAUCCGGAUUCCAGUCGAGAUGGUCAUGGCGGAGGGUGCAGCUGUUAUGAGGAGGAAUCGACCAGGGACUAAAGAAAAGGACUUCUACAACUGGCCCGAUGAGUCGUUCGAGGAGAUGGACAGCACACUGGCUGUGCAGCAGUACAUCCAACAGAACAUCCGUACAGACUGCUCCAACAUGGACAAGAUCCUGGAGCCCCCAGAGGGUCAGGAUGAGGGGGUCUGGAAGUACGAACACCUCAGGCAGUUCUGUUUGGAGCUGAACGGACUUGCUGUGAAACUACAGGGAGAAUGCCACCCAGACACAUGCACCCAGAUGACGGCAACAGAGCAGUGGAUCUUCCUCUGUGCUGCACACAAGACUCCCAAAGAGUGUCCAGCCAUCGACUACACCAGACACACUCUGGACGGAGCCGCCUGCCUCCUCAACAGUAACAAGUACUUCCCUAGCAGAGUGAGCAUUAAAGAGUCCUCAGUAGGGAAACUGGGUUCAGUUUGCCGGCGGAUCUACAGGAUAUUCUCCCACGCUUACUUCCACCAUCGUCAGAUCUUUGACAAGUAUGAGAACGAGACGUUCCUGUGCCAUCGGUUCACGCGCUUCGUGAUGAAGUACAACCUGAUGUCCAAGGACAACCUGAUCGUACCCAUCAUGGAGGAUGAGACUAACCCUAACGAAGCAGAGGGCGAGAGCGACGCCUGAGGACUGGGAUCUGAAGAGGAUCUGCUACACCCUGCCAAACUGGCUGUCUCACACACCCACCCACAACCACACAAUACACUAAAGUACACUAAAAUCACCAGUUUUUAAGUAGAAUAUUUUCAAUAUUGUAUGAACAUCCUAAUUUAGCUUGUAUGUUUCAGAGAACAAGACAAUUUUGUGGUUAAAUGACUAACCAAUAUACACUGUGGCCAGUUAAUUAGGUACACCCAUCUAGUACCGGGUCAAACCCCGCUUUGCCACCAAAACAGCCUGAAAUUUUCAGGGCAUGGAUUCUACAAGGUGUCGGAAACGUUCCACAUGGAUGUGGGUCCAUGCAGACGGGAUGGCAUCACGCCGUAGCUGCAGAUUGGACGGCAGGAACAUUGAUGCUGCAAACAGCCCGGUCUACCUCAUCCCAAAGAUGCUCUCUCUAGUGGGUUUGGUCAGCAACAAUGUUCAGAUACGCUGUGACGUUCGAUCGUUGCUAAAUUGGUAUCAAGGGACCUAACGUGUGCCAGGAAAACGUUCCCCACACCAGUACACCACCGCCACCAGCCUGUACCGUUGACACCAGGUAGGAUGGGUAAACGUACUCAUGCUGCUUACGCCAAAACCUGACUGUCAUCAGCAUGAACCUGGAAACGGGAUUCAUCAGACCAGGCAAGGUUUUUCCACUCCUCAAUUGUCCAGUGUUGGUAGUUGCGUUCCCACUAGUGCUUCUUCUUAGUUUUAGCUGAUAGGACUGGAACCCCGUGUGGUCGUCUGCUACAAUAGCCCAUCCGUGACAAGGAUCAACGAGUUGUGCGUUUCGAAAUGCUGUUCUGCACACCACUGUUGUACUGUGCCGUUAGUGGCCAGCCUGUUAGCUUGCACGAUUCUUGCCAUUCUCCUUGGACCUCUCAUCAACGAGCUGUUUUCACCCACAGAACUGCCGCUGACUGGAUGGUUUUUGUUUGUCGCACCAUUCACAGUAAACUCUAGACACUCGUGCGUGAAAAUCCCAGGAGGCCGGCUCUUUCAGAGAUAUUGGAUCCGGUGCGCCUAGCAGACGAUCACCACGCUCAAAGUCACUUAGGCCGCUAGUUUGACACAUUCUAGCAUUCAAUCAAACAGUUACUGAAUGGCUCGAUGCCUGUCUGCCUGCUUUAUAGAGCAAGCCACAGCCACGUGACUCACUGUAGGAGCGAAUCAUUUUGGUGAACAGGGUGGUGUACCUGAUAAACUGUGACACCCUUUGCUAGUUACUUUAUCAUGUGUUUCUGUUUGGUCCUCAGGCAGCAUUUACACAGGCAACCAAAUUCUUAUGGGCAAAAUAAUUGCUCUGGUUGGUCAAAAGACUAAUUGGUGGCAAAAGAUCAUAAUUGGGCUGUCUGUGUAAAUGCAGCCUUUGUUGUGUUCUAGGUGUCAGGAACUCUGGUCUAAUGUAGAGCUACAAGUUAAUAUAACAGGUAUUUAAUAAACAGGCUACAUUAUACAGGUUGAUAUAACAGGUAUUUAAUAGUCCUGAUAUUUCUGACUACUGUAUAUAAAACCAUGUCAGUCUUCCAUCCUAGAUUAAGGAAGUGGAAGGACAUGAUUAAUUGCAGACUAUAACAAAAAUGGUUUUUAGGGUUUUAUUCCACUAAUGGCUGAGUUUAGGAUUAGUGGAGGGGAAGAUGAUCCUAGAUCGGCUGAGGUUAAGAUUAGGGGAAGAUGAUCCUAGAUCGGCUGAGGUUAAGAUUAGGGGAGGGGAAGCUGAUCCUAGAUCGGCUGAGGUUAAGAUUAGGGGAGGGCAGGCUGAUCCUAGAUCGGCUGAGGUUAAGAUUAGGGGAGGGCAGGCUGAUCCUAGAUCGGCUGAGGUUAAGAUUAGGGGAGGGGAAGCUGAUCCUAGAUCGGCUGAGGUUAAGAUUAGGGGAGGGGAAGAUGAUCCUAGAUCGGCUGAGGUUAAGAUUAGGGGCUGGGAAGCUGAUCUAUACCUAGGGGAAGCUUCAACCCAGAGCCAAAAAAAGGCAACAUUGCCGCAGGAUAUCCUGUUUACUGGGCCAGAGUUCCUACAUCUUUGACAUGGCACAAGGACUGCUUUCCUAAUAACUGGUUUCUAUAGAAGGGGAUGGGGGUGUUUUACGUUCAUGUCAUUUAGGGCAACAAUCUCUCACUGUAUUUAUUUAAAAUAAAGGAAUUUGAUGUUUUCAUUAUUGGUUAAAAUUAAUGACAGCUACUCAGAAAUGCCUUAGGUUUUCAAAGCACAAUUAUGUCUCAUUCACUUUCUAUAUUCUUGUCAAAUGAUGAACUAUUACUCAGGCAACACAACGAUGUGUUUGACGGUGUUGCCAUUUUGUCCCUGGUGGAUAUCCAGUCACUGUUUCUUAUUAAAAUAUCUGAUAUUUACAA